AUCUUCCUGCUGUGCAUGGUGGGUAAUGUGCUUGUGUGUCUGAUCGUGCUGGGGAACCGCCGCAUGAGAACCGUCACCAACCUUUUCAUCCUCAACCUGGCGGUCAGCGACCUGCUGGUGGGCAUUUUCUGCAUCCCCACAACGCUGGUGGACAACCUCAUCACAGGCUGGCCGUUUACCAACACUGUGUGUAAACUGAGUGGUCUGGUGCAGGGGAUGUCUGUAGCUGCCUCAGUCUUCACCCUGGUGGCCAUCGCAGUCGACAGGUUCUGCUGCAUUGUGUACCCUUUUCAGCCCAAACUCACCCUGUUAGUUGCCAAGGCGACCAUAGCGAUGAUCUGGAUUCUGGCUGUGGUAAUCAUGUGUCCGUCAGCAGCUGCCCUGACUGUGGAGGAGGUGGCCGAUCACUACAUGGUUUACAACCAGAACUACAACAUGACCUACCCCCUGUACUCCUGCUAUGAGAACUUUGCUGACCCGAAGAUGAGGAAGGUCUACACCAUGGUUCUGUUCGCCCACAUCUACUUGGUGCCCCUGGCUCUCAUCACCAUCAUGUACGGGCGCAUCGGGGUGAAGCUCUACACCUCUGUGGUGUCAAGCAGAGAGCCUCAGGAUGCAGCACCUCCUCCUCCCCCAGCCAGGCAUGAGGGGGGCAGGCCGCUGAUCUCCCAGAAGAAAAUCAAGGUGAUCAAGAUGCUGAUCGUGGUGGCCCUGCUGUUCAUGCUGUCCUGGCUGCCGCUGUGGACUCUGAUGCUGCUGACAGACUACGGUGGGCUGGAAGAGGAACAGUUGGAGCUCCUCACCGGAUACAUCUUUCCUUUCGCUCACUGGCUAGCGUUUUCCAACUCCUCUGUCAACCCCAUCAUCUACGGAUACUUCAACGAGAACUUCAAGAGGGGCUUCCAGGCCGUCUGCCAGACCAACUCCUGCUGUCCCCCCGGGAAUAGGGGUGAGGUAACGGGAAGGGGAACCAGGGAAGGUAGGGCAGGAGGUGGGGGUAAUGGUGGGUUGGGUGGAGGCGGACUGAGGGAUCCCACAAGCAACCCCAAUCCUCUCUUGUUUGGGGCAAGGAACAAAGUAUACACUGACGGUAAUGUGGCAGACUCUGUUCUCCUUGAGCUGGAGAAGAAUAAUUCUAAGGUGGGAAGCAACGCGGUCCAUGUUGAGGGUGGGGGGACUGGAAGAAUAGGGAUUGGCAAUGUGAUGAACAAAAAGGGGCUUCAUGUUGAGGAGCCCACCAGCCCAAUGGGAGUGUGUCAGGCCUGGGAUCAUUAG
Molecule: messenger RNA, 1275 nt
Organism: Coregonus clupeaformis (lake whitefish)
Lineage: Eukaryota; Metazoa; Chordata; Actinopteri; Salmoniformes; Salmonidae
Product: neuropeptide FF receptor 1-like
Exons: 3
Coding region: 16-1275 (419 amino acids)
Biological process (GO): G protein-coupled receptor signaling pathway
Cellular component (GO): membrane
Molecular function (GO): peptide binding; neuropeptide receptor activity
Source: RefSeq, a predicted model, not a curated record